GUGGAUUAAGGACCUCACCCACGCUUUUGUUUUUGGUACAUAGCAGAAACUAAUCAAUUUUAUAUUUAAAAAAAAAUGUUGACGGAAAAACUGUUUCUGUUUAAUAAUCAGGGUAACCGCGUGGGAAUCUGAGUGAGUUAACGUUACUGCUGUGGCUCUUGUGUGCUAUGUUAGCUAAAAGUCCUGUGGAAACAUAAACGCGAGGAGAUUGAAAAUGCCACCAAAAGGAAAGGGUGGCAAAGGUGCUAAAGCAGGGGCUGCUGCAUCAGGCAGUGGGGACAGUGACAAAAAAGAAAAGGCUCAGAAGGGAGGUACAGCUGUUAAGGUGCGGCACAUUCUCUGUGAAAAGCAUGGCAAGUGUAUGGAAGCAAUGGAAAAGAUAAAGUCUGGUAUGCGCUUCAGUGAGGUGGCAGCACAAUACAGCGAGGACAAAGCCAGACAAGGAGGUGAUCUUGGUUGGAUGACAAGAGGAUCAAUGGUAGGACCAUUUCAGGAUGCAGCGUUCGCACUACCUGUCAGCGCUAUGGAUAAACCUGUAUACACAGAUCCUCCGGUGAAAACAAAGUUUGGCUACCAUAUCAUCAUGGUUGAAGGAAAAAAAUGAGCCGUUAUAAAUGGACUGAACAGUUUGAUAGUUGUGAAACGAUGCCAUUUGAUUAGCCUCCAACACACCACACGCACACAGUCAAAUGCAUUCCCAAUGCAUCAUGAUGACAUUGAAGAUCUCAAAACCAUUUUAUCACCAUGUAAAUAGCAGCCAAUAAAGUAGAUCUUAAUAAACCAACCAUUCAUUCAA
Molecule: messenger RNA, 796 nt
Organism: Triplophysa dalaica
Lineage: Eukaryota; Metazoa; Chordata; Actinopteri; Cypriniformes; Nemacheilidae
Gene: pin4
Product: protein (peptidylprolyl cis/trans isomerase) NIMA-interacting, 4 (parvulin)
Exons: 4
Coding region: 215-604 (129 amino acids)
Biological process (GO): rRNA processing
Molecular function (GO): DNA binding; peptidyl-prolyl cis-trans isomerase activity
Source: RefSeq, a predicted model, not a curated record